Schistosoma intercalatum is the source of this 1047-nucleotide messenger RNA. NCBI's taxonomy places the organism in Eukaryota, Metazoa, Platyhelminthes, Trematoda, Strigeidida, Schistosomatidae. The record is from the annotation of a GenBank genome assembly.
AUGACUUUGGAUAAUGACGCAAAUGAGUCUGGUAAAAAGAAAACACCCAGUCAAACAAAAAUUAAAAAGGUCGUGGUCCAUCCACUCGUAUUAUUGGGGGUCGUUGAUCACUAUAGUCGAUCUGGAAAAGUCACGAGUGGUCAGAAGAGAGUUGUAGGUGUUCUUUUGGGCUCAUCAAAUGGAAGCAUUUUGGAUGUCAGCAAUAGCUUUGCAGUUCCUUUCGAAGAAGAUGCCACUGAUCCGGAUGUUUGGUUUCUCGACCACGAUUAUUUGGAAAGCAUGUUUACCAUGUUUAAAAAAGUUAACGCUCGAGAAAAGAUUGUGGGUUGGUAUCACUCCGGUCCUAAGCUUUGUACAAACGAUAUUAAAAUUAACGAACUUUUCCGGAAAUAUGCUCCGAACUCAGUUCUGGUAGUUGUUGAUGUCAGAAGAAAAGAAAUUGAUGGGCUACCCACUGAGGCUUAUAUCGCAGUUGAAGAAGUUCACGAUGAUGGAUCCCCAACAACGAAAUCUUUUGAUCAUCUUCGAUCGGAAGUAGAUGCUGAAGAAGCUGAAGAAGUUGGUGUUGAACACUUACUGCGGGAUAUUAAGGAUACAUCACUUGGUUCUUUAUCGCAAAGAAUCGGUUGUCAGUUAGAUGGAUUAUCCGGUUUAUUGCGACAGUUAUAUGAAAUUCGUGAAUACUUGCAGUUGGUUUCUUCUGACAAGCUUCCUGUUAACCAUCGUAUAAUAUACCAGUUGCAAGAUAUUUUCAAUCUGCUUCCUGAUCUUAAACUGCAUGAUACAGUCCGUGCAAUUCACGUUAAUACUAACGACCAAAUGCUUGUUAUUUAUGUUGCUGCUAUAAUGAGAGCAAUACUUGCCUUACACGAUCUAAUUAGUAAUAAAUUAACAAAUCGUGAAACUGAGAGAAAUGAAGAAGGUUUGGGUGGUAAUACAGAGUCGAAAAAAGUUCCUAUUGGUUCUGUUGAUCAAAAUAAUGGAAAAGUGGAAAAUGGAGCAAAAGCAAAUGGGUUAGAUUCAUCAAGGAAAAAGACUGACAAAUAA